GUCUCUGCCAUCCAAUCAACUUACCCUAUCUACAUCAUCUAUAACUGAAUUCAAAUAAAUUCUUGACCUCUUUGGAACCAUGGCAUCACCCACCCACCACUGCAGAAGAUCCAGCCAAAUGUGAAACAAAGCAUCAGGAACACACAAACACCUUCAACCCAGUUGUCAAGAAGAUGAGUUGCAAAGCUCUUCUGUGUUCCACCUCUGUUUAUGAUUUUAAAAGGCUUCCAAAACUUCAGACUCAGAGGCCUCCAACAUUGCAGAUUAGGUGCUCAAAUUCGAGUCCAGACACGCCUUCAAUCACUGAAAAACUUGAACAUGAGGCUUCUAUGACUGGGGCUGCUUAUGAUUUCAAUAGAGCAACAACAUCGCUUACUCGUAAGUUGCUGUCUUCACCCAAGAAGGUAACUCUAGUAAGGCAUGGCCUUAGCUCCUGGAACCAAGAGAGUAGAAUUCAGGGAAGCUCAAACCUCUCUGUUCUAACAGAAACUGGAGUGAGGCAAGCAGAAAGGUGCAGAGAAGCCUUAGCAAACAUAUACUUCGAUCAGUGUUUCUCAAGUCCAAUAUGUCGUGCCAAGUCCACUGCUGAAGUCAUAUGGCAAGGGAGGGAAGGACCUCUGGUUUUCCUUGAUUCGCUGGAGGAAGCCCAUCUUUUUUUUCUUGAAGGCAUGAAAAAUGUGGAUGCUAGGAGGGAAUAUCCAAAGGAGUAUAUAACCUGGAGAGAAGAUCCAGCUAAUUUUAAUGUGAAUGGUGUCUACCCUCUUCAAAAAAUAUGGGCAACAGCAAGUGAGGCUUGGAGAGAAAUCUUGUAUACACCUGGAGAACAUUUUUUGGUUAUCACUCACAAAUCAAUAUUGAGGGCACUCAUCUGCACGGCUCUUGGACUUAGCCCUGAGAGGUUCCGAGCAAUUGAUGUGAAUAAUGGUGGAAUAACAGUAUUCAAAUUCAAUACUAGAGGGGAAGCCAUGCUGCAAUCCUUGAACAUGACAGCCCACAUGUACAGCAAUCACAUUUAUCUUAACUGAAACUCCUCACUUAAGGUAUGCACAGACGAGUAGCAAAGAGAAGCAGAUGCUGCCACCUAAUGCAUUGCAGAACAGAUAUAUGAUCAUACGGGACACACAGGGAGCUAUUUUGACCUGCUUGAUUUCCAAUGGAGAGUUCCCACUUCGAAAUUAAGAAACUAGUCCAACAUAUUGUAAAGAAUGUAAGCAUCAGUGCUACUAUGUGGUGGAUUUAAGUGCUGCAAGCCAAGACUCCAGUGUACAGCUGCAGCUAUGCAGUGAAUUUCACUGCAGCUAGUCACCAUCCUGCACCAGCUAUACAUUGGUUUCGAGAAGACUUGCAUCCUUUAUGGCUUAAUAUUCUGUCAACUUUUUCAUUCAAUUUUUAUACUUUUAAACCUGCCAUUUCUAUUUCA
Vitis vinifera (wine grape) is the source of this 1420-nucleotide messenger RNA. RefSeq names its product probable 2-carboxy-D-arabinitol-1-phosphatase. The coding region runs from base 174 to 1025 and encodes 283 amino acids. The record is from RefSeq and is a predicted model, not a curated record. NCBI's taxonomy places the organism in Eukaryota, Viridiplantae, Streptophyta, Magnoliopsida, Vitales, Vitaceae. The transcript is spliced from 7 exons. Gene Ontology annotation, molecular function: phosphatase activity.